Cladocopium goreaui is the source of this 1874-nucleotide messenger RNA. The record is from the annotation of a GenBank genome assembly. NCBI's taxonomy places the organism in Eukaryota, Dinophyceae, Suessiales, Symbiodiniaceae.
AGCGGAUUACAGAACUGGGUGUGGCCACGGUGGUCACUUAUGGUGCCAUGAUGGCUGUGAUGGCAGGCACGAGUCUGCCGUGGCACAUGGCUUUCUCGCUGAUGGCUGAAAUGGAGGCACAAAAGAUUGUUUGCAAUCUGAUCAUCUACAAUGCCUUGAUCAAUGUGGUUGGCAAGGCCGAGCAGUGGCAACUUGCUGUGGAGUUGCUGGCGGAACUUCCAAUGAGACGGCUGGAAGCGAAUGCAGUGAGCUUUAGUUCCGCCAUUACGGCCUGCGAACGAGCUUUUGCCUGGGAAGCUGCCCUGCAGCUAUUGGAAGACUCUCAGCCGAGCUGUCAAGGCAACAGCUUCGUGAUCAACGCGGCGAUCAGCGCAUGCAAAUCCGCCCAGCAGUGGCAACAAGCCGUGGCCCUUCUGCGCUUCGGGGAGGCCGAUGUGAUCAGCUACAGCAGUGCCAUCAGCGCCCUCUCAGAGGUUGAUGUGAGGGCUCCGCAGUGGGCUCUACAGAUCUGGGCGGAGAUGGAGGAGCAGCACGUGGAGCCAAAUGUCAUGACCUACAGCGCUGUGCUCAGCCUUUUGGGCCGCGCAGCACAGUGGCAGAGCGCCCUGCAAUUUUUGCGGAGCUUCCAGAGGCAGCGCUGCGAGGACAUCGUGGUGUACAACGCCGCAGUGAGCGCUUGUGAGAAGGGAGAGCAAUGGACUUGGGCUUUGCAGUUGAUCUCUGACCUGCAGGAGAAGAGACUCCAAGGAACAGUGAUCACCUACAAUGCUCUGUUGAGUGCAUGUGAAAAAGCGGGCCAGUGGCAGCAAGCGUUGCAACUGUUGGCGUGUUUGCUUCGAAGAGAGGCACAACAGGAUCUCAUUACCUACAACGCUGCUAUGAGUGCUUGUGAAAAGGGUGAGAACUGGCAGAAAGCAUUGUCUUUGUUUGAGAUGUUGCAGGAGAAACACUUCGAAGCCGAUUUGAUCUCCUACAACGCAUGCAUCAGUGCAUGUGAGAAAGCAGGUCAGUGGUUACAAGCCUUGAAGCUGUUACACCAACUGCAAGGGCAAAAACUGCAAGGCGAUGUGAUCAUGUACUCUUCUGCCAUCUCUGCAUGUGAGAAGGGCAGACGCUGGGAACGUGCCAUUCAACUCCUGCGAGAUCUUCAGAACGAACAGCUGGAAGGCAACGUGGUGUCUUACAGUUCAGCCAUUAGUGCAUGCGACAAAGGAGCGGAGUGGGAGCAUGCCUUGUACUUGCUGCUGGAGUUGCAGGUGAAUCGCGUGGAAGAAGAUGUGAUCAGUUACAACGCAGCCAUCAGCGCCUGUGACAAAGGACAGCGAGCCGUGCACUUGAUGAAGGACUUGGAGCAGCGACGGCUUCGAAGUAACGUGGUGACCUACAACGCGGCCAUCGCUGCAUGUGAGCGAGAGGAGGAGUGGCAGGAGGCCAUUCAUUUGCUGCAACAGCUCCAGGAGAGGCAAAUGAAGGCGGAUCUCAUCAGUUUCAAUGCAGCAAUCAGUGCUUGUGAAAAAGCAGGGCAUUGGCAAGGCGCGUUGAUUCUACUGGCCGAGCUGGAAAGACGCGAAUUGGAUUCGGAUGUCAUUACGCGCAAUGCUGUCGUGGCGGCGUGUGUUCAACAGCAUCAGCUUCAGCAGGCCUUGGAGGUGGUCGAGGGUGCCUGGCAAUGCCGAUUGGAAACGGAUGUCAUUACCGAUGACUUGACCCUCGUUGCAUGUGAGAAACGCGCUGCGGGCUUCCGAGCGCUACCAGUCUUGGAGAAUUUGACGCGACGAUCGCUGGGGCAGAUGGAGAAAAAGAAAAGCAGCGGCCGUUGCCACGGGGACACGGAUUUGGAUUGGGACGCCUCGGCGAGAGAGAAGGGUGCUUGA